Messenger RNA from Selaginella moellendorffii, 1494 nucleotides. Its product is annotated as brassinosteroid LRR receptor kinase BRL1. The record is from RefSeq and is a predicted model, not a curated record. Bases 1 to 1494 code for a protein of 497 amino acids. The transcript is spliced from 3 exons. Gene Ontology annotation, molecular function: protein binding. NCBI's taxonomy places the organism in Eukaryota, Viridiplantae, Streptophyta, Lycopodiopsida, Selaginellales, Selaginellaceae.
AUGGUUUCGGUUGAUUUAUCUCACAACAGAAUCAGUGGCUCGAUACCUGCUUCCAUUUUCACAUUGUGUAAGAGUCUAUCAGACAAUCACGUAUUUGGACCAUUCCUCUCGGUAUUUGCCAAUCGAAGUUUAGCUACGGUUUUCAAGUCUCUUAAAGUUCUCCAGGCCGACCACAACAACUUUAUAGGUGAACUCCCUACAGUUCCUCCAAGUCUUAAGGCUCUAGACCUGAGCUGCAACUUGUUCAGCACUGGCAACCCAAACAUCUGCCCUGCAAGGUCCUCACUUAAGUCUUUGCUGCUGGUAUAUAACAGGUUGCAUGGUCGGGUUCUGAACUCAGCCAUGAACUGUGUGGAAGUGCUUGGUAUCAGCAUCAAUUCUCUAGCAGGGCCCAUGUGCAGCAGACUUCCGAAGCUUCAACAUCUUCUUCUUUGGGGGAACAAUCUUGAAGGCAGCAUACCCGCUACAAUCAGCAAUUGCAGUGAGCUGGUGACACUAAAUCUCAGUUUUAACAAUCUCACAGGCGUCAUUCCUCAGCAAAUAUCUAGGCUGAAGAAACUCUGCUUGCUGUUUCUGAGCAACAACAUGAUAUCUGGAGCAAUCCCGGGAUCUAUUGGAAGUAUGCUGAGCCUUCGAUCUCUUUUACUGGGUCACAACAAGCUUCAGGAUAGCCUACCAAGCGAGCUGAGGAACAGCAACGGUCUGUUUUUAGUGAACGACAAUCAGUUGACAGGACAAAUUCCAAGCUGGAUCGGCCGCUCAUCAGAAGUGGAAAUAACCGAAAUAACCUUCCCGUUUCUGAUGAUGCCGAAGUUGGCACCUCCUGGUUCCAACUUAACAACAUAUACUCAGGUAAACAGUCCUUUGGCUAUUGAUCUCUCGCACAACAGCUUCACCGGAACAAUCCCAGAGGAAUUCGGUGGCAUGCGAGACUUAAAUGUGCUAAAUCUCGCACACAACUUACUUACAGGGGCCAUCCCUUCCACAAUUGGAAACCUCAAGAACCUGGAGUGGCUAGAUUUAUCACAGAACUGGCUUGAAUCACACAUCCCGGACUCGCUUGGCAACCUCACCUUCCUGAAAUACUUAAACAUCUCGCACAACAAGAUUCUCGGAAGGGUUCCACAGAGUGCUCAGCUUGCAUUAUUCCCAGUGAGCAGCUAUGAAGGAAACCCAGGCCUUUGUGGCUUCCCCCUUGGAGAGUGUGCUGGUUUGCAUAAUCCUUUUCAUGAUGAUCACACAGAUGAAGACGAUGAUGACGGUCAUAGUGAUCAAACGAUUCUGGCUGCCAUUGUUGGUGGUGGUGUUUCAUGCAUCCUGUGGACCUCUUCAGUAAGAGAUGGGAGCAUCCAGCGUGAUGAUCCCGAGCUUGGUCCUUCGAAAGAAGUGGAACUCGACAGAGCUACUCAUGAAUUCAUUGUAAAACAUCAAUGUACUUGCCCUCGUUCUUCUGGAUCGUACUUUAAUCGGGUGACUCCAUUGCACACAAUCUGA